Toxoplasma gondii ME49 is the source of this 3714-nucleotide messenger RNA. RefSeq names its product DnaK family protein. The record is from RefSeq and is a predicted model, not a curated record. NCBI's taxonomy places the organism in Eukaryota, Apicomplexa, Conoidasida, Eucoccidiorida, Sarcocystidae. The transcript has 11 exons. Gene Ontology annotation, molecular function: ATP-dependent protein folding chaperone; ATP binding. Bases 744 to 3200 code for a protein of 818 amino acids. Gene Ontology annotation, cellular component: cytosol; nucleus. Gene Ontology annotation, biological process: protein folding.
CUCUUCUCUCCCGUUUCCAGCGUGUCGGUCGACUUCUGAUCCUGCCAGGUCUCUGCCGCAGACGCGUUUGCUUGCACCCCGCACUGAGAGCCUGUUCGUCCUGGGGGGCGUGUAGGUGGACGACGUAUACGAGCUGAAGAGACGAGGUUACAACGGCGCAGAAGAAAGCGCGUCCGCGGUUGUUUUUCUCGACUUGCGAAGGCUUCUUUCUUCACCACAGACUCGCCUUCAUUUCUCCUUCCUUCCUGCGCGCCUCCGUCGGCUCAACGCAAGCAGCCACUGCUUCACCUUUUUUCUGCCCUUCUUGAGAGCGCGCCGCACACACGCGUUUUUUCUUCGCGAUCGGGGACGCGGUACAGUUCCGUCUUCUUUGCAUCUCGUUCCUCCUCUGCGCGUCUCCUUUUCCUCAUCUCCAGUGUCUCUUGGCGUCGUCCCUUUUCUCACGGUUCGCGUUUCCUCUCUUGCCUCUUUUUUUUCGCCGUGUCCAAGCGCGCGCAGUGCACCGACUUGCCGCGACUCUUCGCCGUCGGUGCCUCUGUGUGUCGCGCCUUCGCCUCGCUUUCCAGACUCUUUCCGUUGUGUGCGUCUCUUCUCUCCACGCUUUCCUCGUCCUCUCCUCUCUUCUGGACCUGCCGCAUUCGCCAGGGCCGUCUGUCUCUCCUUCGCCUCGCACUCUCGGCCGCCGCGCCUCCCUGUCUCCGCCUUCCUCCUCCAUCUUCCUCGCCGCGUCCAGUGCAUGCAAAAUGGCGGUCAUCGGCAUCGACCUCGGAAGCCUGAACAGCGUCAUGGCGACGGUCCAGCGCGGGACUGUCUCCGUCGUGACGACUGAACUCUCUGACCGCGUCACACCUUCUCUUGUCGGAUUUACAGAGGACCGCAGACUGAUGGGUGACCAUGCCCUUGCGCAGAUGAAGAGCAACGCAAAGAAUACCUGCCGAUACUUCAAGAACAUCUUGGGCGAGGUGUUUGACGCCUCCAACUCGCACUUGAAGAAGGAAAUGGAGCUUUCCUUGAACAACAUGGCUGCAGUCUCUCCGAAUAACGUCAUGGGCUAUCGCGUCCAGUAUCGCGGGAAGGAGGUCGAGUUUUCUGCGGAGAGAGUCGCGGCUGCGUUUCUAACCAAGUUGCGCCAAGUGGCUGAGAGCAGCUUGCAGAAGCCGGUCAGCGAGGUAGUCAUCGCCUGUCCGCCCUGGUGCCGCGACGCGAAUCGCUCGGCGCUUCUCGACGCCGCGCAAAUCGCAGGCCUCAAGUGUCUGCGCAUCAUCUCCGACAUGGCCGCAACUUGUCUGGACUACGGCAUGUACAGACGCCAGCACUUUGCUGCGGACCGUCCACACAUCGUAGCCUUCGUCGGCGUUGGACAUUCGUCGACGUCUGCAUGCAUCGCGGCUUUCUGGGCGGACCGCCUGCGCAUCCUCGCGGAAGUAUCGGACUGCGAGUUGGGAGGUCGCGACAUGGACUACGAAAUCAUGAAGCACUUUGCCUCUGCGUUUGAAAAGAAGACGAAAAUGAAUCCUCUCUCGAGCCUCAAAGCGCGCCUGAAGUUGGAGGACCAGGCGAACAAGGCGAAGAAGAUUCUGUCGGCCAACUCCGAAACUUCUUUCCACGUCGAGUGUUUGAUGGAAGAUGAAGACUGCUCUGGACUCCUCACCCGUGAAGUGUUCGAAGAACUGUGCAGCAAAACGCUGGUGCCCAGAAUGGAAACUCUUCUCCAGUCUCUCCUCACCAAGAGCGGCUUGAAGAAGGAAGACUUGUUCAGCGUGGAAAUCGUCGGUGGAGGCACACGAAUCCCUUGGGUGCAGAAAUGCAUUUCGAACGCUUUCGGUCUCGAACUCUCGCGAACUCUCGCUGCCGACGAGACCGUCGCAAGAGGCUGUGCCUUGCAGGCUGCCAUGGCGUCUGCGAGCUUCAAGGUUAAGGAGUACGGCUUCGGCGAGAGGACGUUGUUUCCGAUUUGCCUGACGUGGACAGACGGAGACAGUCCAGUGAAAGUACAGCCGCUGUCGGCUUCGGGGCAUCCGUUGGAGGCGGAGAGCGGUCUUGAGACCCUCCAGCACGAGACGCCCGCGGGAGAGCAGUGCAUCUUGAUCCCCGCAGGCAGCGACACAAACACAAUUCGAAAGAUCACUUUCCUCCGCAGCGGCCCGUUCACGCUCAAGGCGCAGUACGCCGACCUCCCGGCCGGAGCUCCUGAGGCGCAACUCGAUGCCUGUCAUGUAUCCCUGCCGCCGGCGGCGGAGCCCCAGGAGAUCCAGGUGUUCGUCCACUUGAAUUUUUUCGGUCUUCUUCGAUUCGCGCGGGUGUGCGUGAAGCAGCGACGAGAAGAAGAGAAGACCGUAGAGGCUCCCGAGGUCGCGCAGGGCGGCGAGGAGACAGCCGGAGCAGAGACGGCGCCUGAAGUGAGGAAACUGGUCAGAGUCGUGAAGGUCGAUGUGCCGUACCAAGUCCAGGAGGCGCCGGGCCGGCCGACGACUCUGCAGCUCCGAGACUUCCGUGAGGACGAACUGAACAUGGACAACGAGGACCGCCUGACACGGGAGAAGAUGGAUCGUCUGAACGAGUUGGAGUCGUACCUCUACGCGCUGCGCGACGACAUCUCCGGGAAGAUGCGAGACUUCGCGACGCCCGAGGAGCGAGCAGAAAUUGAGGCGCUUCUGGAGUCCUCGCAGCAGUGGGUAGACGACGCUCUGGUGGACAUUUCCACCGUCGCCAAGAGUGCGGUCGUCGCGAAACUCGAGGAACUCCAGGCUGUCGGAGGAAAAGUCUCGCGCCGGUUCGAAGAGUACUCCGGCAGACAAGAAGCCCAGCAACUGCUGCAUGCUGCAGUCUCGGAGAGCCGGGUGGCAGCGCAGAGCCAAGACGAGGCGUACGCCCAUAUCCCCGUCGAGGAGAAACGAAAGGUGAUGGACAUGGCAAACGAAACAGAAGCCUGGCUCUCAGAAAUGAUGGCGAAGCAGAGCGGCCUACCGCCUCACGUGGAUCCAAUCGUGACGGUUCUGGACAUGCACAACAAGCGCGAUGCUCUGUUGCGAUUCACCCAAAAGGUUUUCUCUGCGCCUCGUCCGAAGCCAGCGGCUCCGCCGGCCUCAGAGCAGCCUGCCCCUCAGGAGGACGUGAACAUGAACGAAGGCGAACAGGCCUUGCCCGAGGCUGAGAACGCGGCGCCCGUAGGCGAGCCUCAGCCUCAGCAGGCAGCCUGAAGGCGAGGAAACACUGGAGAGUAAACUUUCGGGAGAGACAGAGGGAAGACUCGCGAAUCUCGCAAGGCAACACAGUACCCAGGAUAUAGAAACUGUCUCCAGUUAUGAGGUACAACAAAAGGGAGGGACGAGAAUACCAGGGAGACCGUGAAGCUGAGCACCGACGAUGAGAAGCGGACGGACGGCUCUUCUCGUGCGUCUUCUGGGGCGCCGAGUGCGGGCGUCUCCGAGUGUUUGUACACCCCAAAAUAAUUUUUCGUUUUCGCGCAUCAUCAGACCCGCAACAUCUACUUUUUUCUCGUCUUGAUACUUCCUGCGAAUGAUGAAUCCUGUACAUGUGCUGCAUGUCUAUCUGUCUGCAUACAUGUGUAUUGAGAACUCCGUAUACACGCGUCCGAGACCGCCGUCUGGGGCGGCGCCGGGUGCCGUACGUACACCCGGAGUGGCCGUCCUUCUCGAACACAGUGUCUGUGUGAUGUGCAGCACAUCGGAAAUAAAGGACUGAGGAAAUGGC